This is a messenger RNA of Aspergillus bombycis, 2415 nucleotides long. RefSeq lists its product as uncharacterized. The transcript is spliced from 2 exons. NCBI's taxonomy places the organism in Eukaryota, Fungi, Ascomycota, Eurotiomycetes, Eurotiales, Aspergillaceae. The coding region runs from base 1 to 2415 and encodes 804 amino acids. The record is from RefSeq and is a predicted model, not a curated record.
AUGGUGGAUAUCGUUCCAGUUGCUGAAUUUGCUCUCCAGAGAAGCAAGUCGCUUUGCCAGGCUCUUGAGCACCUUGAAUCCCCAAAACAAGCCAUCCGUGAGCUAAGAUAUGAACUUGAAUCCUUAAAUCAAGCCCUUGAAGCUUGUUGUCGAGUAUUGGUGGACAACGAAGUACAGCUGAUUGAAUUAACGCUGCCAUUAUUUCGUUGUGGAACCGCAUGCAUGCGUUUUGAAUUUGAAAUCAACAGGCUUGUUCCAAAGUCAGAGAGCCAAAGGCGCAGUUUUCGUGAUUGGGCCAGAUUACAAUAUUUACAAGGGGAUUUUGUCGACUUUAGACACACCUUGGCAGGCUACAAGGUGACAAUAAACACAGCUAUAGCAUAUGCAAAUUUGCGCCAAACUGCUGGUACAGCACAUACUCUGAAGGAGUAUAAACAGUAUAUUUCUGAAGCAAACUCUUACCUUGAAGACCAGCUACAACGAAUUGAGGACAAACUACAAGCCCUUAAUCAGGAAAGACAAUCUUCUCGAGAACCGGAAAGUAAUACGUUAACGGAAACCAAAGAAGAAAAACAAAGCAUCAAACAGUGUCUAAACAGGUGUGCUCAAGUCUCCGAAAUUGUUCAAACAUUUGAAAUCCCACAGCGCCAGAAACCUGAUCGUGGAGAAUUACCCCCGAGCCUUACUCCAGUCGAGAAAGAAAUUCAGGAUAUCUUCACAAGAUUAAGCGCGCUAAGACAGCGGCUCAUUGAACUACACGCCCCAUUAAAAGUCUCUGGAGAAAAUCACGAAUUAGGCAAAGAAAGGAUAGGCUCAGACCUUGGGAGGGAGGAACAUGACCGUAUUCUUCAAUGUCUGCGUGUCUGUAAAGAUGCAUCUCAGCUGGCAGACAACUCCUGUCCACGUAUAUCUGAGGGUUACACCUCUGCUGAUCCCUCCCACUCGAUGGUGGUGACAACACUGGGGGAUCUAAUGCGAGCAAGGAAAAUGUCACCCGAAGCUAACCCAACGGAAUUGUUUGGACAAAUGUCUAAUAAGUCGCUUCAGAUGUUUUUGAGCGACAGUGAGAGAGCAGUUGUUCCAAACGAAGAACAGCUGAAAACAUGGAAACAAUGGGCGGAGCUAGAGCAUCCAGGCACUCCGAUAGGCAUGGGGGACUUGGAAGACGCAAAUGUUGGCCGGGAACGACUGAAAGAUACUGAAAAACUGGCAGACAGAUCUGGUACACAUAUAGUCAAGGACACUACUUCUCCUCGGGAUGAGGAUGACGAUCCCUCUAGCACAACUAGCAUGACUAACCCAGCAUCUACAUACAUGGGCAGUGGUCUACUAGGUGAAACAGAACAGUUGAGCAUGCAAAGGGUGGAUGGUUGUCAACGUGUGCUAGGGUCUCAAGCUUCGAUGUCCGAUGCAUCGUCAAUGCCCCAAAGCCAAGAAGUGUUAACUCAACCAGAAGAAUCUAGUUUUGCUGCUACAACUCUACUAGGCAUACAAGAACAACAAAUGCUUGAGCCUAAGCCGUCGUCUUCGCUGGAUCGAACAACUUUGAAUACUUUCGAACAUGAGGACUGCAUCUCUGUUGUAUCUGACGAUAAUGACAUCGCCUCUAAGACCGCAACGAUGAGAUCAAAGCUAGAAAUCCUCGCUGUUAGGCACAUUGCAUCGUUCUUAUACGAGCUGAAAGAGUUACGCCCACUGCACGAACAAGCCCUGAAGAAACUUGGGCCGAAACGUUUCCAAGAGAAUUAUCGACGAAUCCUCAAAUUCUACGUUCUGAAGCUGCGCAAUGAAGCCCGAACUGCCAUGCAAAAUGAUAUAAUUCGGGUCUUGAAAUCUCGAUUGAACCGUAUUAACCUGGCCCGGCAGAUAAUAGAUCUUAUUCAGGAGGACAAAGACGAUAGCACCAAACCGUUGGAUAAGAUAAGUUCACAACCGGUUGAAAAACAGUCACUUGAAGACUGGAUAAGAAAUACACAUGGGAUACCUGUAAUAGAUACUGUGGUUAUCUCCAAGUUUGAAGGUUAUGAACAAUCCAGCGACGGAAGUGGCAGCGAAGAUACUGAAGACGAGUACCGCGCCGAGGAGUUACCGCUUCCUAACAUCACUCAUGCUGACAGGUUCUUGCAUACAGCCAUCCCAUUCCAGACACUACUUCUCGAACUAAACCUACUAGUCUUGCCGGCAUCAUUAAGGGAGGUGGUAGAGUCAACCCCAAAACAUUUAAUUCAUAUUUCGCCCGGGAAUGACACGUCUUUAAUGAAUAUGGCGAAGGGAUUUAUUGAAGAUCACACCGCCUUCGAGUGGGAUUGGUGGCCUCUGAUGCCUCGAGUGCCUGACGUAUCGCCUGGUAGAUUGCGUCUUCAGUGGAGAGUGAGCAAUCCCUUGGAUGUGAUUAUGCCAUUUUCAGCAUUCUGA